AUGGGAAACGAUGGAGGAUCCAUUCCCAAGAGGCGUGAAUUGGUCAAAGACGCAGCCCGCGCGCCAACAGUAAGCGAGCUCAAAGCAACAGCACACGAGAGUCUCAACCACGCUUGGACUCAUGAUCCCCUCACCUCGGAGCUUCUGGAUCUCGAAAAUGCCGUGUCUGACUGGCGUGGCCGCCUCUACAACUACGAAUCCAUUCUCAAGGGCCUGAUGCCGGGCGACAGCGAUGACACCAAAACCACCGAGUCAGCGAACGGCGAGUCCCCGGAGGCUACUUUCGCAUCUACCGGUAUCAAAUCUCUUCGAGAUAUUGUUAAGCUUAAGGUCAAACGGUACACAUCCCCUGGAACAAAGGAAAAGGGAAUAUGGGCCUGUCCGGUGACGCUAAAGGAGUUGGGGGCAUCCACCAAAUCUGUGUACCUUGUUCCAUGUGGCCAUGUCUUUGCCGAAACAGCCAUCAAGCAGAUACACGAAGAAGUCUGUCCGGAGUGUAGCGAGCCGUUUCACUCCGAGGACAUCAUCCCUAUCUUGCCAACUGAGAAAUCCGACAUGGAAAGACUAGCGGCAAGAAACGAAGCCCUCCGUGCAAAGGGCUUGACGCACAGUUUAAAGAAGGAUAAAUCAUCCAGCAAAAAGAAACGCAAGGCCGACGAGGCCAAUGGCACUCGCUCCGCAACAGGAGAAGAGGACACUGCGAAGGCAACGCCCCAGUCAGCCACCUCGCACCGGGUGAAUGGCAUCAACAAUGCCAUGACAGCGUCGCUUACUGCCAAGGUGCUUGCUGAGCAAGAGGAACGCAACAAGCGGAGGAAACUGGCUGCUACAAGGAACUAA
Podospora pseudocomata is the source of this 840-nucleotide messenger RNA. It is a transcript of the gene rtf2, whose product is annotated as Replication termination factor 2. Bases 1 to 840 code for a protein of 279 amino acids. The transcript has a single exon. Lineage: Eukaryota; Fungi; Ascomycota; Sordariomycetes; Sordariales; Podosporaceae. Gene Ontology annotation, biological process: site-specific DNA replication termination at RTS1 barrier; mitotic DNA replication termination. The record is from RefSeq and is a predicted model, not a curated record. Gene Ontology annotation, cellular component: nucleus.